GUAUAAUUUAUUUAUUUCUAUGUCUAUGAAAAUCACUAUAUGCAUAGUAAAAUAUCACUAGUUCCCUUCCCGUACUUGACAGCUUGGUAUUUUUCACAUUCAAUCGUUGGUCACUCUGAGAAUUACUUUUCACAACAAACAGUGACAGGAAUAAUAACAGUUGCAUAUUGUGUAUAUAAAAGAUUAUUCGAAUUUUUAAUUUUAUGUCGAUUAUUAUACAUUAUGUUAUGCAAGUGUAUGACAUAAAUAAGUAAGUCAUUAAGUAAUAAAUAAAUCGAUAUGAAUUCGAAGAAGAUCAUAACCUUCGGCAAGAUAAGCACCAGUUUGGAGAAGAAACCGGCGGCCGAGGAUACCGUCGAGGCCUCCAGCUCCGGAUUCGGCACGUUCGGCAAGAAACGCGAGGAGAACAAUGUGAAGAAGAUGGAGGAGAUCAGGCCGGAGGACGAGGAGGAGACCCAGAAUAUGCAGGCAACGAUGGGGAUCACGGGCUUCGGUAAGAAAGCCAAGUGGUUCGAUGUGCAGGAGAUGCUGGAGAACAUCAGCAAGACCGUCAGUAGGAAUAAACCAGCUGCCCCUGUGACGGACAAGUCUUCUGACGAAGAAAGCACCGAGACAAAGAAGAGUGAGAAUCAAGAGAGCGAUGAUGAGGAUGAUGAUGAUUUCAUCGGCCCUUUACCGCCUUCGUUGUCCGCUAAUUCGAAUGUGGAAAAAAAGAAGAAUGUAGAAAAGAAAAAGGACGACGACGACGAAGACGAAGACGAGGAUGACGACGACGACGAUGAUGAAGACGAGGACGAGGAAGAAGUAACACUGGCGGAGAAGAUCCCCUGUACUCAUGAGGUCUCGAUGACUCAUGGCACCAAAGCAGUUAUCGCCAUUGCUGCAGACCCAUCUGGAGCUCGAUUAGCAUCCGGUUCAGUUGAUUAUGACGUCUGUUUCUGGGAUUUUGCUGGUAUGGAUACAUCCAUGAAGAGUUUUAGGACCUUGCAGCCUUGUGAGAAUCAUCCUAUCAAAUGUUUGCAGUAUUCCACUACUGGAGAUGUGAUACUGGUGAUAUCAGGAUCAGCACAGGCAAAAGUUUUGGACCGAGAUGGCUUUGAGAAGUGUGAGACUGUGAAGGGAGAUCAGUAUAUCACAGACAUGGCACGUACAAAGGGUCAUACCGCCAGUCUGAACAGUGGCUGCUGGCAUCCAUUUACCAAAGAGGAGUAUAUGACCUGUUCGCAGGACAGUACAUGCAGAAUAUGGAUUCUGUAUAGGCCACGUGGACACAAGAGUCUGAUAAAAUGCAGAGCACAGAAUGGAGUGAAGACCAUACCUACCACAUGUGCUUACAGUCGAGAAGGUGCAGCUGUUGCUUGUGGAUGUAUAGAUGGCUCGAUUCAGAUGUGGGAUCACAGAAAGAAUUUUGUGAAUCCGUCCCUUUUGUUGAGAGACGCUCACGCACAGGGUAACGAGAUCUCGAGUUUGAGCUUCUCGUAUCUUGGACAGAUGUUGGCGAGUAGAGCUUGCGACGACAGUUUAAAACUGUGGGACUUACGAGCGUUCAAGUCACCAAUCUUUGAAGCGCAGGGAUUAUUUUCACGUUAUGAUACAACGGAUUGCAUGUUCAGUCCAGAUGACUCGAUGAUUGUUACUGGAGAAUCAUUAAACAAGGGACAAACAACCGGCAGACUGCUAUUCUACGACAGUAAGACGUUUGACAUAGUAAGAGAAAUCCCUGUGACGAACUCGCACGUGAUCAAAACGUUGUGGCAUCCAAAAUUGAAUCAGGUGUUUGUUGGCUGUGGCAAUGGCAUUGUCAAGGUGUAUUACGAUCCCAAGAAGAGCAUGAGAGGCGCCAAAUUGUGUGUCAUCAAGACUCACAUGAAACAGAAACACAUUGAGAUAAUGUCCACUCAACAGAUUAUAACACCUCAUGCUCUUCCUCUAUUCCGCCAGGAUAGACCAAAGUCAGUUCGCAAGCAGAUGGAAAAGGAUAGGCUGGAUCCAGUCAAAUCGAGGCGUCCUGAUCUACCAAUUACUUCCGGACAGGGUGGCAGAGUAGCAUCUUCCGGAGGAACGCUCAGCUCUUAUGUCAUACGCAAUCUUGGACUGAGCAAACGAAUAGAGGAUGAUCAAGACCCUAGAGAGGCUAUUCUGAAAUAUGCGAAAAUAGCUGAGGAGGAACCAUAUUGGAUUGCACCUGCGUACAAGAAAACACAGCCAAAAACAAUUUUUCAGGCUGACGAUCCUGACAGUGGACCGAGCAAUAAAAGACAAAAGACAUAAACUUAUAUUUAUAUAUAUAUAUAUUGUUUAAUUUGCAGUUAUAUUUAGCAAUUUAAAUAUGUACAGCACUUAUAUAUAAAUUAAUUAAACAAAGAUCUAAUUUUAAUUGUAUUAUAAAAGUUAUAUACAUCUUGUUAGUAUUUAAUACAUGUUACAUUCAAUAUUUUUUAAUA
Molecule: messenger RNA, 2444 nt
Organism: Nylanderia fulva
Lineage: Eukaryota; Metazoa; Arthropoda; Insecta; Hymenoptera; Formicidae
Product: gastrulation defective protein 1 homolog
Cellular component (GO): nucleus; site of double-strand break
Molecular function (GO): protein binding
Source: RefSeq, a predicted model, not a curated record